Caenorhabditis angaria is the source of this 1340-nucleotide messenger RNA. Lineage: Eukaryota; Metazoa; Nematoda; Chromadorea; Rhabditida; Rhabditidae. The record is from the annotation of a GenBank genome assembly.
AUGUCUGCAAGUGGCCAAAAUAAGAGUGGAUCAAGCAAUUGGAUAACUCAUCUCGUUGUUGGCAUAUUUUGUGGUGUUAUUGUUUUGGGUGUGAUUUGUAUUGCUGUCGUUAUUGUUGUCAUGAAGGUGAGGCUGGACAAAAAUUAUUGGAAAUUUUCUGUUGUCAGGAUUACUGUAUCGCGGAAGAUCACAAAAAGUGUACAUUUUUGAAAGUGGAACUUAUUUGAGCCUAAGGGAUUUUCAAGUUUUAACAUUUUUGAUAUUAAAAAGCUAGAUGAGCCUAAUGUUUUGUCUAAGCUCAAGCCUAAGGAUUUGGUAAAGCCUAAAGGUUUUGCUAAACCUAAGCCCAAGCUUAAAGUUGGUUAAGCCUAAAAGUUUGGUUUAGCCUAAGUUUUUUCUUAGGCCUAAAAGAAUCUUCUAGGCUCAACUUUCUUGUUAGGCUUAGAAAAUUCAAUUUAAAACAAUUCAAACAAAAUUCGAAGAUCUUUCAUUUUUUUCCACGUGGAUCAUAAAAACCUGAAAAUUGGGUCACGUGGAAAAUCAGUUCUACAGUACUUUUAGAAACCUUUUGAAGAAAUAUUGGAUCGAGUUCAGAUCUAGAAUAUUUUAAUCAAGUUCACACUCAGAAGUUUUUAAAAUUGUGCUCAUUUCUCUCGAGAACCCUCAGAAUCCACCCAAAAAACUUCUGAAUAAUCAGAUUCUCUGUAAUUUCCAUCUAUAUAUUUUUGCAGAUCAAAAAGAAGAAGGCAGCAAAAGCCCAAAACCAAUCCGCCAGUCAAAAACACAUCAAAAUGCUUCGCGAACGUAAACAAAGGCAAAAUAAGAGUUCGUCAAAAACCGAAACAUCCGAGACAAAUUCAACCCAAUCUCAACCAAAACCAAAGUUGCCAGCAAAAUCGAAACAACAACCAAUUAAACAACAACAGAUUGAUGAAGAAGAGCAACAAGAAACACCCUUGGCAAUUCAGAAUCUGAAGCAGAAGCCAGCUCAAAACCAACCUAAACCUCAGCAACAACAAACAUCUUCUCCACCCGAUCAAGAAGUUAUGAAAACUCAAGAAUUGUCGAAUGAAAAUGUUGAAGUUGUUAUGAUGAAAACGGCCAGAGAACAUUCGAAAAGACAAGUUCAAGAAGCUCCAGCUCAAAAUCAAACUCGUGGAAGUCAAGAAACUAAUAAUGAGCAAUCAAAUCCACCACCAAACACAACUAUUAUUUGUAAUUAUAAUGGGGAAAAGAAGUGGAGAGUUAGAAAUAAGGUUGGUUACUGAAUUUGAAAUUUUUUCAAAAUUGAUUUUUUGCAGCCUCCACCAGAUUUCUCGUUUUCAAUCGAAUCGGAUUGA